UCACCGGCUCACUUAUGGCGCUAGCGACGUACGGUUGUUUGAAGAACUACAAAGGCACAAAAUCUCAAUACAGGUGCUUAUCUAUAUGGACAUAUGGUGCAGCUGACUGCAGACAACAGCAGAGUGCAGACAAUCUAGUGCAAUCUCGCUGCUUAGUUUAUAUACUUAUUUAUAUUUAAUACAAUUUAAUAUUAUUACUAAGUAUAUAUUAAUAUAUAUAUACUUAUAUUAUUUGAAGUAGGUAUUUAAUAAUAUACGGCAAAAUCAACUAAAUUAUAUAACUUUAAAAAAUUUACUAAAAUAUAGGUAGAAAUUUUAUAUUGCCGAUAAGUAAAAACAAGUAAAAAAUUCAUGUAGUGUUGUUCAGUGUUGUUAUUGUUAUUAAAUAAAUGACAGUUGCUGUUGCAGUGUUAUUUGUUAUAUACCUACAGUAUUUUUUUUGAAUUGGCGUUGACUGUAUCAUGCGGAUUUUUUAUUAGAUCCAAUGUUUACAGAAAUGUUAUUAAAAAUAUAGGUAAUGCUUGUUCAUCAACAUCGUAUUUAACUCAACAAAAUAAUGUUAUUCUAAGGUUUUCAUCAGUAUCAGUUGAUAUUAAUCAUGUUAUCAAUGAGGGUGAACCAAAACAACAAAAAAAACUUAGCAAAGCUAUGAAAGCUUAUUUGCAACGUGCAAAAGAACAUGAUGAAUUUAUUCACAAAAAAACUCAGGAAUAUUUAAUUGGGAAACGACAUUUAGCUAAUAUGAUGGGUCUAGAUUCAUUUACACAAAAAGAUGUUAAUGCUGCAAUACAAUAUUUAUUUCCUUCUGGUAUAUUUGAUCCAAGAGCACGUCCAAUAAUGGAUGAACCAGAAAAAAUACAUCCUAAAAAAAAAGCUGCUGAAUUUGAUAUUGAAGGAAGACCAUUUUCAUCACUAGUAUUUUAUUCUGCUGAAAGAUUAGCUGAACAUCCAUACUUAGCUCAUGCCAAGGAUCUUUUAAUGAAAUUUAGAGAAAUUAUCAAAGUACAAACUGAAGGAAUAAUGAUAACUCUUUUGGAGUACAACGACCAUUUAUUGUUGUCAAAGAUUGCCAAAGAAAAUCAUCAAAAGAAACCGUUAAAAUUUGGGGUAAUGGAACUGGAUUAAUAAAUAUUAAUGGACAAGAUAUUACAUAUUUUUACGAAAAAUAUCAUCGAGAACAAGAAGCGCGUUGCGACUUGCUAGCCUUGUUAUUCCUGGAGAACAAAAGAAACCGUUAAAAAAAAAAGAAAGCAAAAAUAAUACGUCAGCAGUUGUUAAUGGUGCUGGUGGAUUGAUGGAUGAUCCAGUCCAAACUCUACUAGUUGAGAAUAAAAAAUUAGAAAGUAAUUGUAUUUUACUAGCUACAGUACAACAACUGUACAAUGGUACACCUGAUUCAUUUUUUAUUUGUGGUAUACCAGCUAAGAUAAUACGUCUUUAUGGAAUUGUUCGUAAAAUUGAUAUUGUUGCAACAAAAAUAUCAUUUUGAUUUGAGGAUAAAACAGGAACAGUAACAGCAAUACGUUGGCUUGAAGCUGAAGAACACAGAGAUGAUAAUAUUCCACUUAAUAAAUAUGCCAGAAUAAUUGGAAGUCUACGUGAACAAGCUAAUCUUGGUCGUUAUUUAUUGGUAUUAAAUAUAAUACCAAUAAAUAAUCUUUAUACUGUUCAAUUACAUUCAUAUGAAAUAAUAUAUAUGACAUUAUUAUUCCAUGCAGAGUCGUACAGAAAAUGGAAAUAAUCAUGUUGAUGAUGAUUUUAUUCAAAGAUUUAAAGAAGAAACUUUAAUUAAUGGCUCACAUAAUAUUCGUGAUGAAUAUGCAGGUGAAAAAUAGAUCAUUAGAAAUAUACAUGAUGAUGAAGUGAUUUUUUUGACUCAUCAAAGACUUUAAAAAAAGUUGCACAAAUAAUUAUUUUAAAACAAUACAUGAUUAUUUAUAAUUUUUGUAUUGAAAUAAAACAUUCAAGUGUCUUGUUCACUUUUGAUAAGGUAACAAUUAAGUUUAUAUAAUUUUCAUGAUGAACCCAUCAAGUAUAAUAGAAUAAAAAAUUAUUUUUUCAUAAAAUUCAUUUGUUUAAUUUCUUUAGUUACAAUUGUUUAUUACGUUUUUUUUUUCUGUAAAGUGAAAUAAAUUAAUACAAGAGUUAAAGUUGUUUAAAAUAAAAAAAGUCUUUAGUUUAAUUAGAA
Aphidius gifuensis is the source of this 2188-nucleotide messenger RNA. RefSeq names its product 28S ribosomal protein S9, mitochondrial-like. The transcript is spliced from 8 exons. Lineage: Eukaryota; Metazoa; Arthropoda; Insecta; Hymenoptera; Braconidae. The record is from RefSeq and is a predicted model, not a curated record. Bases 649 to 1125 code for a protein of 158 amino acids.